UGCUGUCUGACCUUUCGGAGUUCCGUAGGCGUUGUUCAUAAGCUGUGAUAACAGCGUCUACAAUCCAAAGCAAAGGGCCCUUUCUCUUCUGAUAGUGUGAGGAAAAAGAGCCACCAAAAAUGACAACAGCCGCGAGACCGACGUUUGAGCCAGCGAGAGGAGGGAGAGGGAAGGGAGAGGGCGAUCUCAGUGCGUUGUCCAAACAGUACUCAAGCCGAGAUCUGCCUGGUCACACUAAGAUCAAGUACAGGCAGCUCACCCAGGAUGCCCCCGAGGAGGUGCGUGCCCGGGACUUCCGCAGGGAGCUGGAGGAGAGGGAGCGUGUUGCUGUCCGGGAGAAGACUAGAGAGAGGGGACCGAGAGAACACACCACAUCCUCAUCCUCUAAGAGGCCCAGACUAGAUCAAAUCCCUGCUGCCAACCUGGAUGCAGAUGACCCUCUCACUGAUGAUGAGGAGGAGGAUGAUGACUCUGAGGAGGACAGUGAUGACGAUGACACUGCGGCUCUGCUGGCUGAAUUGGAGAAAAUCAAGAAGGAGCGGGCUGAGGAGCAGGAACGCAAGGAGCGGGAGCAGAAAGCAGAGGAGGAGAGGAUCCGCAUGGAGAACAUCCUUAGUGGGAAUCCUCUGCUCAACCUGGCUGGACAGCAGCAGCAGCAGCAGCAACAACAGAUAGUCCCCACCCCGACUGCCUUCAGCGUCAAGAGAAGGUGGGACGAUGACGUCGUGUUCAAGAACUGUGCAAAGGGAGUGGAUGAGGCACGCCGGGAGAAACGCUUUGUCAACGACACUCUGCGCUCCGAGUUCCACAAGAAAUUCAUGGAGAAAUAUGUGAAGUAGGACUUGCAGCUCUGCUAUGAAGGUGUUCCAUUUCUCUCUGCUCUGUUCCCAGUUCUAAGAGGACAAGGAGGACGUGAUAGAGAUUGGUCUGAAAACAUUGAAUGAGCCUGAAGAAUGGUGUCAUCCGUUGACAUGGAACACGCACAAAAUCCUCUGUAUAUAAAGUAAUCUAAUGCCUGACCUGAAAACAAAUUUCAACUAGUUUUGUUUCGUGUAUAAUCAUUUUCCACCCCUGAAAGGAAUGGUUGCAAUAGUGACAUCAUCAAUGUCAACUUGUUGUUAUUUAACUUUUACCUUUUUUAAGCGCCAAUGUCAAUAAACAACAACAAAAAAGAAAACCCUAUGUCUGUGAGAGGGCCUUGAUGCUUUUUUCAAUGAUUUCAGCUUUGUGCCCGGGAGUUAGAAUUCUGCAAUGACUUCCAUUAAAAGCUCGGCAGC
Molecule: messenger RNA, 1277 nt
Organism: Salvelinus sp. IW2-2015
Lineage: Eukaryota; Metazoa; Chordata; Actinopteri; Salmoniformes; Salmonidae
Source: RefSeq, a predicted model, not a curated record